Dermacentor silvarum is the source of this 1635-nucleotide messenger RNA. RefSeq names its product acid sphingomyelinase-like phosphodiesterase 3b. The transcript is spliced from 8 exons. The record is from RefSeq and is a predicted model, not a curated record. The coding region runs from base 1 to 1635 and encodes 544 amino acids. Gene Ontology annotation, molecular function: hydrolase activity. NCBI's taxonomy places the organism in Eukaryota, Metazoa, Arthropoda, Arachnida, Ixodida, Ixodidae.
AUGCCGAUCAAGAGGCCACAGAAAAUUGAGGAGGUUCUCGUCUCUGAAAAAAUGCGCCAGGAUUGCCGUCUGGCCACCAUCCCUGUGAAGAAUACGAUGGUAAUCAAGGGCCUGCUCCAAAGACUGAGUUCCUUAACAGUGAUUCUUCUAGUCACUGCGCUGUCUGCAGCCGGUUCACAAGAAGACACCGGCUACUUCUGGCACGUGACUGAUUUUCACGUCGACAAAAAGUACUCGGCUGGAGGCAGUCGCCACCUAUCCUGUCAUCAUGGUGCUAACGACUCCUCUGUAGACAAUACUGGGCCUUAUGGUGAUUUCUUGUGCGAUGCCCCGGUAUUGCUGGCCCAGUCGGCCAUUGAAGCUAUGGAACAGGUCAAACCAGAGGUUGACUUCAUCCUCUGGACUGGAGACAAUAUGGCACACGGAACAGAGCUUACUUGGACAGAUGUGUACAGCCAGAUACACUGGAUCACGACGUUUCUAAGACGCAAAAUGGGACAGAAUCGGACAAUCAUCGUGCCCACGUUGGGAAAUCACGACUGGGUUCCCGCCAACGCGGUGGAGUCCACGAACGCUACACCUUACCGUGGUUUCAUCAGCGGCGCAGGCUUCAAUCAGCUGCUCCCUGAGGAAGCGUGGGGUACCUUUGAACGCGGUGGAUACUACAGCCUGUCCCUCUCAAAGAACAUUCGCCUGGUGUGCCUCAACUCUGUGCUGUGGUACACUAUGAACAAGGGCAGACGGCCGAGAUCCAGUGUUGACCAGCAGCUGAAAUGGCUGCGAGAAGAGCUGAAUGACGCACAGCGACAGGGACAGAAGGUGUUCAUCUCUGGACACAUCGGGCCAGGCUUCUUUAGCCGGUCCCUUCCGGGUGAGGCAGCCCGUAUUUCGUUCUUCGAUGACAUCAACGACGGCUACCAGGACCUAAUCGGCGAUUACAAGGACGUUGUGACCGGACAGUUUUUCGGACAUCAGCACGCCAACGUCUUCAUCUUACUAUCGGACAAAGCAGGCACGCCAGUCAACUCUGCCCAGUUGACCGGAUCGGUCACACCCUGCGGAAGUGGCCACCCGGUUUACAAAUCCAUCGCGGUUCCCGUCAAUCCGUCGUUGCGGUUGUACAGCUACCGACGCUCAAGUGGCGAACUUCUGGACUACAGCGUCUACUACCUGGAUCUGCAAAAUGCCAACAGGGCUGCUUCCUUCCAGCGACUUCCAAAAUGGGAGCGCCUAUACUCGGCCAGGAAGGAUUUGGGCGUGCCAGACCUGAGCACGGCGUCCAUGGCAGAACUGGCGCAACGCAUCUCUCGCUCGCCCGACCUCCUGUCGCGGUACAUUAGCUACAGCUCGUCCCUCAAGGACGUGGGACUGUGCGACGGAGCAUGCCGUCGGACGAUGCUGUGCGCUAUCCUAGCGUCCCGCCGGGCUUUCCACGAGGCGUGCCUCGCCCCAGAGACCAAGGGUCACUCUGCGCACGGUCUCCCCAUGAACGAUGGCACCGAACCUCUGCCAACCAUUCGGGACGUGAUUGUAGGACUGUCCAUCUCAGUCAGCGUGGUCGCCGGCAUCGUUCUACUCGCGUGGGCCAAGAGGGCACGCAUGAUGCAAGGACCGCGCUAUGGACGCUUUUUCUGA